UUUCACACACAGUGAAUGCCAACGUUCUUAUGUUGGCUCAAGACAUUUAGCGGUUUCAAACAUGGUUUGUUUCACGUCUAAUCGACAGAAACAGCAAAUCUGCAGACCUUCGUUGAUGGAGCAGCAGUGAACUCACAGGGGGCAAUAGAAAACUGGAUGGGAUCAUCUGUGUUCUGCUAGCAACAUGGACCUCGGACUUCCAUUUAGUUCUGUCUGUGCUGAAACACAACAGGUGGACCUGAGAGUGAUGGUGAAAGAAGAAGAUAUAAAAGAGGAGGAAUAUGAUCACAUGAUUUCAUGUCCAGAUGAAGAAGAAAAGCCCUUUGCAGAGUUUAAAUCUGAAACAGACACCACAGAGUCACCAAGGUCUACUUACAAAGAAAUACUACAGACCACAGUGAAGACUGAAGUGAAGAAAGAGGAAGAAGAGGAGGAGGAAGAUGGAGAGGAGGAGGAAGAAGAAGAAGAAGAAGAAGAAGAAGAGGAGGAGGAGGAGCAGCAUGAACAUCUGCUGGAAAGUGUAUCUGAACAUCCACAUACAAGGCAACAGAAGAUCCACGGACAGAAUGAUGAACUCAACCUGCAACAUGAAGGAAGGCUGCACCACUGCACCGUCUGCAGGAAGAACUUCACGGCCCUGACAGAACUCGAACAACACCAGCAAACACACUCCGUUAUGGUGAAUCAAAAGAGGUCUCGCAAAAAGCCAAGUAGAUAUUCUCAGUGUGAAAAAGCCUCCUCAGUAAUUAAGCGCCACAAGCCUCAUGAAUGCACUCAGUGUGGAAAAGGUUUUUCACACAGCUCAAGCCUUUCACGCCACAUGCUUGUACACAAAGGAGAGAACUAUCGUAAAAGACACAGACACACUGGAGAGAGGCAUCAUAUAUGUGUCCAGUGUGGAAAAUCAUUUUCAAAAAAUUCAAAUCUGAAAGUCCACAUGCUUAUACACACUGGAGAGAAGCCUCAUAAAUGUGUCCAGUGUGGAAUAUCAUUUCGAGCGUUCCAAGAUCUUCAACGCCACGUGCUUAUACAUACCGGAGAGAGGCCUCAUAUAUGUGUCCAGUGUGGAAAAACAUUUUCAAGAAGUUCAAAUCUGAAAGUCCACAUGUUAGUACACACUGUAGAGAAGCCUCAAAAAUGUGUCCAGUGUGGAAAAGGAUUUAGGUCAGCCCAGCGUCUUCAAUGCCAUAUGCUUUCAAAUCACGAUGAGAUCAUAUGUUGUCAUAUAUGUGCCCAUUGUGGAAAAUCUUAUAGUACGUCCCAAGAUUUACAAAGCCACAUGCUUAUACACACUGGAGAUAAGCCUCACAAAUGUGUCCAGUGUGGAAAAGCUUUUUCAGCAACGUCUAGUCUUAAACGUCAUAUGCUAUUUCACACUGAAGGGAAGCCCCAUAAAUGUGUCCAGUGUGGAAAAGCAUUUACACUAAUUUCAAAUCUUAAAUGGCACAUGCAAAUACACACUGGAGAGAAGCCUCAUAAAUGUGUCCAGUGUGGAAAAGCAUUUCUGCACUCUUCAAAGCUUGAAAGCCACAUGCUUACCCACACUGGAGAGAAGCCUCAUAAAUGUGUGCAGUGUGGAAAGUGUUUUUCAGCAAUGUCUAGUCUUAAAGUCCAUAUGCUACGACACACUGGAGUGAAGCCCCAUAAAUGUCUCCAGUGUGGAAAAACAUUCACACUCAUGGCAGCUCUUAAAGUUCACAUACUAAGGCACAGUGAAAUAAAGACUUAUGUAUGUGCCUACUGUGGAAAAGCUUUUAGACAAAGUUCAAAUCUUAAAACCCACAUGUUUAUGCACACUAGAGAGAAGCCUCAUGAAUGUGCCCAGUGUGGAAAAGCAUUUCCACACCCGUCAAGGCUUAAAAAACACAUGCUUACUCAUAUUGAAAAGAGUCCUCUUGAAUGUGCUCAGUGUGGAAAAGCAUUACUGACCCCUUCAAAGCUUAAAAAACACAUGCGUAUACACGCUGAAAAGAAGUGUAAAUGUGACCAGUGUCAAAUAUCUUUUUCAGCAAUAUCUAGUCUUAGACGUCAUAUGCUACUUCACACUGAAGGGAAGCCCCAUAAAUGUAACCAGUGUGGAAAAGCAUUUACACUAGUUUCUAAUCUUAAUUGGCACAUGCGAAUACACACUGGAGAGAAGCCCCAUAAAUGUGUCCAGUGUGGAAAAGCAUUUCUGCACCAUUCGGCGCUUCGCACCCACAUGCUGAGUCACACGGGAGAGAAGCCUCAUGAAUGUGCUCAGUGUGGGAAAAAGUUCUCGGUGAUGUCCAGUCUUAGACGCCACAUGAUGCUACACACUGGAGAGAAGGGUCAUGAAUGUGUCCAGUGUGGAAAAGCAUUUCCGUCCCCUUCAAAGCUUAAACGCCACAUGCUAACACACACCGGAGAGAAGCCUCAUAAAUGUCUUCAUUGUGGAAAAGGUUUUUCAGAAAUGUCUAGUCUUAGACGCCACAUGCUUACUUACACUGGAGAGAAGCCCCAUAAAUGUGUCCAGUGUGACAAAGCAUUUGUGCACCCUUCAAAGCUUAAAAUCCAUAUGCGUACUCACACUGGAGAGAGGCCUCAUAAAUGUGUUCAGUGUGGAAAAGGUUUCUCAAUAACGUCUAGUCUUAAAACCCACAUGCUGACUCACACUGGAGAGAAGCCUCAUAAAUGUGUUCAGUGUGGAAAACGUUCUUCAACAUUGUCUAGUCAUAAAUCCCAUAUGCUGACUCACACUGGAGAGAAGCCUCAUAAAUGUGUCCAGUGUGGAAAAUGUUUUUCAGCAACAUCUAGUCUUAAAAUCCAUAUUCUAAUUCACACUGGAGAGAAGCCUCAUAAAUGUGUCCAGUGUGGAAAAUGUUUUACAGCAUUGGCUAAUCUUAAACAGCAUAUGCGAUUACAUAAUCGACACUCAUGAAUGUGCCUAUCCAAGAACCUUAUACCACAUGGUGACAAACUGAUAACUUCAAAAGUUCUGACUUUUUAUAAAUGUGUCCAGUGUGGAAAAGCUUUCACAGAAACGGCAAGUCUUAAAAUCGACAUACUAAUGCUUUUAUUUGUUAUUACUGUUUGAUUUUGUUUGCGUAAAGCACAUUCAAUGACCCCUGUGUGUGAAAUGCGUUAAAUAAAUAAACUCGACUUGACUCCU
Sardina pilchardus (European sardine) is the source of this 3130-nucleotide messenger RNA. RefSeq names its product gastrula zinc finger protein XlCGF57.1-like. NCBI's taxonomy places the organism in Eukaryota, Metazoa, Chordata, Actinopteri, Clupeiformes, Clupeidae. The coding region runs from base 185 to 2899 and encodes 904 amino acids. The record is from RefSeq and is a predicted model, not a curated record. Gene Ontology annotation, cellular component: transcription regulator complex; chromatin; PcG protein complex. Gene Ontology annotation, molecular function: RNA polymerase II cis-regulatory region sequence-specific DNA binding; DNA-binding transcription factor activity, RNA polymerase II-specific. The transcript has 3 exons. Gene Ontology annotation, biological process: regulation of transcription by RNA polymerase II.